Molecule: messenger RNA, 743 nt
Organism: Anthonomus grandis grandis
Lineage: Eukaryota; Metazoa; Arthropoda; Insecta; Coleoptera; Curculionidae
Product: nuclear cap-binding protein subunit 2-like
Exons: 4
Coding region: 136-618 (160 amino acids)
Biological process (GO): mRNA cis splicing, via spliceosome
Cellular component (GO): nuclear cap binding complex
Molecular function (GO): RNA cap binding
Source: RefSeq, a predicted model, not a curated record
UUUAUUUUAUUACAUUUGUUUGGAUUGUUAAUUACUCUUGUGGUAAAAGUUUUUUCAGUUUUUACUAAUUACUUGAAUUAAAGCCUAAAAGCGCUUAUUAGAUACCGACUUCACUUUAGAUUAUCACCUGAAAAAAUGGUUAGCAUAACUUCCCCAUCUGUGGACUUGAGCUCUUAUCGAGACCAACAUUUUAAGGGUACAAGGGCCGAACAAGACAAACUAUUGAAAUUAUCAACAACCCUAUAUGUGGGAAAUUUGUCAUUUUACACUACAGAAGAACAGAUCUACGAAUUGUUCUCCAAAUGUGGAGAAGUUCGCAGGAUUAUUAUGGGUUUAGAUAAGUACAAGAAAACCCCUUGUGGCUUCUGUUUUGUAGAGUAUUAUACAAGACUUGACGCUGAGAACUGUUUAAGGUACAUAAAUGGAACCAGACUGGAUGAUAGGAUUGUCCGCACUGACUGGGACGCAGGAUUUAUCGAAGGAAGACAGUAUGGAAGAGGGAAAACUGGAGGACAGGUUCGUGAUGAAUACAGAACUGACUAUGACGCAGGCAGAGGAGGUUACGGUAAAUUAAUUCAACAAAAAAUCGGUACAGAAGUACCAGGUUUUCUUCGAUAAUCAUAGAAUGAUUUUUAAUUUUUUAUUAAGAAAUAAGGUUUUAUCAGAUUCUAGAUUGUAUUUUAUUUGUAAGGAGUAAUUGGUAAGUUUUUCUAAUAAUAUGUGAAAUAAAUAAUGUAGAUAUA